GGCCGAAAUCAUUUUGGGAAACAUUAUCAAGAAGAAAUGCUGGAGGAGGUCAAGCUUGGUUAUUACAACUAAACUUUACUGGGGAGGAAAAGCCGAGACGGAAAGGGGCUUGUCACGGAAACACAUUAUUGAAGGUCUAAAAGGUUCUCUACAGAGGAUGCAGAUGGAGUAUGUAGAUGUAGUUUUUGCCAACCGCCCAGACAGUAAUACUCCCAUGGAGGAAAUUGUUCGAGCAAUGACCUACGUGAUAAACCAAGGAAUGGCGAUGUAUUGGGGAACGUCUCGGUGGACAGCGAUGGAGAUCAUGGAGGCUUACUCCGUGGCAAGGCAGUUUAAUUUGAUCCCUCCAGUGUGUGAACAGGCAGAGUAUCACCUCUUCCAGAGGGAGAAAGUCGAGGUGCAACUGCCUGAACUUUACCAUAAGAUAGGAGUUGGGGCGAUGACUUGGUCACCACUAGCAUGUGGUAUCAUCACAGGAAAAUAUGAAAACGGCAUCCCAGAAUCAUCGAGGGCCUCACUGAAGUCUUAUCAGUGGUUAAAGGAGAAGAUAGUAAGUGAAGAUGGAAGGAAGCAGCAAGCCAAGCUAAAGGAGCUCAACCACAUUGCAGAGAAGCUUGGCUGUACGCUGCCUCAGCUUGCCGUGGCAUGGUGUUUAAGAAAUGAAGGCGUGAGUUCAGUCCUUCUGGGAACAUCCAACCCGAAUCAGCUCACAGAGAACCUUGGGGCCAUACAGGUCCUUCCUAAAAUGACUUCUCAUGUGGUGUCGGACAUCGACCACAUCUUGGGCAACAGACCCUACAGUAAGAAGGACUACCGCUCUUAGACCAGACUGGUGGACCACCAUUAUGUCAACUGGUAUCUACGUAAACAUCUUGCAACCUUGGACCCACUGAUUGAAGGGUCAUGCCCAUGGCCCCGUCUUUUUCUUUCUCCUAUGGGGGUGCGUCCAGCUUCAGACCACUUCAGCCUGACCAGACAGCCUUGCUACGUCCAGACUGCACACUGUACCUCUCUGUUUGAGACUUCUGCUCCAGUCGGCUCGGCCACUUUCAUCUCAGGUGCAGUCCAGCUUUAGCCAAGAAGAGCUUCAGCUUUUCACACAACUUAGUAGAUUCAAACUCUGCCCUGAACCGAGGCGUCGAUGAUUCAGCAGCAGCAUGCAGAAAUAUAGACGUAAAACUAUGCAGAGCUUUUUGCAGCGCAUGUCAAAGCUCAAAUUCAUCAUCACAGACAUGGCAUCUGAGGAGUAUUUUUAUAUAUUUAAAUAACAAAAACUGAAAUCUAUAGACUACAGGAAGAUAGCAAGGCAUGCAUUAGUUCAUUCCUGGAGAUUAGAGACAUCACAGUCAGGACUAUUCAAAUGGAAGUGCCUUGUUCAAGAGCACCUUGAUUACUCGUUGAUCCUCCCAGAAACACACUGAAAUCUUGGGCCUACUUAUUUCAGCUCCAAACCUGAAUUUGCAAAUAAUU
Molecule: messenger RNA, 1470 nt
Organism: Nematolebias whitei (Rio pearlfish)
Lineage: Eukaryota; Metazoa; Chordata; Actinopteri; Cyprinodontiformes; Rivulidae
Gene: kcnab1a
Product: potassium voltage-gated channel subfamily A regulatory beta subunit 1a
Biological process (GO): transmembrane transport; negative regulation of delayed rectifier potassium channel activity; potassium ion transport
Cellular component (GO): cytoplasm; extrinsic component of cytoplasmic side of plasma membrane; membrane
Molecular function (GO): transmembrane transporter binding; voltage-gated potassium channel activity; potassium channel regulator activity
Source: RefSeq, a predicted model, not a curated record